Molecule: messenger RNA, 1479 nt
Organism: Bathycoccus prasinos
Lineage: Eukaryota; Viridiplantae; Chlorophyta; Mamiellophyceae; Mamiellales; Bathycoccaceae
Product: alpha-1,4-galactosyltransferase
Exons: 1
Coding region: 1-1479 (492 amino acids)
Source: RefSeq, a predicted model, not a curated record
AUGUCUCCCCCUUCUUUUCCUUCUUUUCUUCAAAAAAGAAAAAAUUCACAAGCUCUUGUGUGCUUUUCGAACACGAUGUACAACCCAGGACAAGGAGGAGGUGGAGGAGGAGGAGGAAUGGGAGGAGGUCACGACAUAAAUCCGAGCACGACGACGACGAGCACUAUGAACAGCGGUGGGGGAAAUACUGGCGAAGCCUUGCACGCUUCUCAUUUCACUCGUCAACGACGAGCGGCGGUGAUGCAUUCUCACGUUCGAUCUUCCUCCUCCUCGGGAGGACACUUACACGAUUUAGCAGCCGACAACAACAGCGACGAUCAUCACCGUAAUCAUCAUCAUCAUCAUCGCGGAGUGUACGGUGGGAAGAAUAGCAUGAUGAGUAGUGGCAGUAAUAACAACAAGAGAGAUUUUUCGCACUCGAAGAGGACGUUUCGGAAACAAACUUUGUUUGGAAUCGUAUUCGGAAUAGUCAUGAUGAUUGCGUUAGCCUUGGGCGCUUCGCUGUUGGCGAAAGUCUUCGUGAAUACGAAUACGAGUAGCAGUCCUUCCUCGCUUUCAAAAAUGAAUAAUAAUAAUAACAACAAAAGAGCAGAACACGCGGGCGUCUUCUCGCCAGUCGCAGAGGGAGAUUCGAGAGUCGAACGGUUCAUGGCGAAAUCGAACUGUACGUUGAAUUUCUUCCUCGCGUGGACGACGAGCGCGGCGAAGUUUAGUUUACGAUACAGACGAACAGUCGAAUCGACGUUAAAGUUUCACCCAGGUGCGUGUUUAAUAGUUUACUCGCCGACGAUGCAGUUGGAUCAUUUCCAACGCUUUUGGGAUCUGGGAUAUAACAUCAUAGUAGAACGACCGGAUGUUCCGUAUUUGAUUCGCGGCACCCCGGCGGAGGCGUGGUAUCAAGGCAUCGAUAAGUGGAAGAAUGGGGAAUAUUUCUUCUCUCACAUCACAGAGAUUAUUCGUUUAGCGACUUUGUGGAAGUACGGUGGCGUGUAUUUAGAUACCGACGUCGUCGUCAUGAGAGAAUUGGAUAAUCUUCACAACGCGGUUGGGACCGAGUUAGCCGACGAAAGAGGCGAGGCGAAAGUUCUCAACGGGGCUGUUUUAGCCUUUCGAAAAGGCUCUACGUUUAUCCACGAGUGCAUGGUUGAAUUCAACACCACGUACAGAAUUGACAGUUGGGGUUGGAACGGUCCUCAGUUAGUCACUCGGGUCGCGGCGAGGUUCCCUCAAGGCCCGGAGUUGCAAAUUUUACCCACCAUCGGCUUCUAUCCCAUUCACUGGGCGAAGGUGAGAAAAUAUUUCACGGACGAGGACCCGGCGGAUCAACACGCCGUCUGGGAACGCAUGAAGAGAGAAACGUACUUGUUUCACUACUGGAAUAAAAUAACCGUAAAGUUAGUCCCUACCCCUGGUUCGUUGAUGUAUAAAGUUUUGAACAACUAUUGCUUGUUCUGCGAAGAAACCGGCAUGGAUGGGUAA